GCGGCCGGCGCGUGCGACACGCACAUUGCCCUGCAGCCCAAAACCCUCGCGCUUCCGUAUCGAUCCACUACAGUGUGACCCCACCUUUAUACCCGAAUUACUGACGAAAUAUUUGUCGUUUUUACGCAUAUUUUAUAGUGAUGAUGUUUUUGGAGAAUAUUUUCAGUAAUAAUAAUGUGGUUAAAAAAAUCUUAUUCAAUUUUAUUUAAUUUUUUCGAAGCAUGAAGUUAAAAUGUCAAGUUUUAUUUUUAAAUUUGAUAAAUAUGGUGUUGUUCUGUAAAAUAUUGUCACCAUUCACUUGCUAGGUGGUGUGCAUAAUUUUAUUGUUUACCGAUACGAUCCAAUUUUUCAUGAUGUUCGUUUGAAUUUCAAAUACGUCUUUAUAAGAGUUGAUGUUUUCAUAAAUGUGGACUAUUUCAAGUUGAAUUUUGACGGAGGUGGUUUUGUGGUGUUCAGUUGUUUCAUCAUUCCUGCGUCGGAUACGAAAAAUGGGGAACAUGAGCAGUCUGAGUACACGUCUUGCUGUACUAAUUGCACUGCAGGCAGCGGGCGAAGGGUUGGCUGCCCCCAGCGUGCUUGUCACUCGUCUCCGCUCCAGGAUCGACCGCCACUGGCUGCCCAUAGACAAUCAGACGCUCUACAAGUUGGACAGAGGAGAAAGCAAAAGCCUCGAGUUAAACACAUCACUAAUACCAGAGUCUCAUGUCUACAUCACCAUCAGCCCCUGCUCGUCAUCAUUCCACUGGGGCCUGUACAGAGGAAGUUCAGGGGACAAUGACGGAGGAAAUCUAAGUCUUCUAGAAGAAUACGAGGGGACGGAUGUGAAAACAUUAUCAGUACUUAUACGACAUCAAGAAAAAUAUAUCUUACAGUUAUCAUCAUCUAAUGGUGGAACAGUGGCGGUGAGCGUGCGAGGCGAGUCAACGAGACGGGUUCGGUUGCGGCUACGCGUGCGAUCGCGACGCAGGCUCUCGGCCAAUUGGGAUCCAAGUCCAAUAGAUCCGCAAUCAACUACAUACUGCGUCGUUGCAUCACACAGAAAGAACUACACGUCACUCUGCGCUGCCCAAAGCGAUGUCAGAGCGAGUCGUUCAGAAAAUAAAGCGUCUCGUUUCAACUCCGAAGAAAAUAGAUCGAAUCCAGAUAUGGAUAGCUCGAAGCAACGGGAUCGUUAUAGCAAUGCUACCCAUCACAGUACUUCAGUUGAAGCGGACAACAAAGUAGAACUGGACAUAGAUGGAUUUAACAUUUACGAGGGCAACUUUAAAAACAUUUAUAGAAGGAAAAAGUUCGGUCGAAGUACAAAAGUAAGCAGUGAAGAUCCGCUGAUAGCUUGCGUCGGCGACAGAACUCAUCAUGUCAUUGAAAAUUUGGAUCCAAGUGUAACAUAUUUCGUGAGUAUAUUUGGUGUAUCAAGAGACAGACGAGCUGGGUCUCUCCUAGCCACAGGCACCGUCCGACCUCGAACCUCCACCGCAAAGAGACUGCGCGAAAAUAUUCCCUUGAGAAAUGAAAUUAAAGGAAAAACUGUUUACUAUUUCAAGGCAGGUGUAGGAGUGGGGGGCGGGAUUUGGGUGUCGAUUUCUUCUUGUGGAGGAGCAGUCGAUGUUGAAGUCUUGGUAAAAGGAAAGAGGCUGUACAUGGCUAAGAGCAUAGAACCACAUUCGAAAUUUUUCGUGGCUGCACCAAUGAUGACGUCAUCCAUUCAAGAGACCAGUGACGAAGAUUCGGUGCAAUUUGACUCCAGUUCGGAGGAAUUCAAACUACGUUACGUUAUACGUGUUGUACCCAGCAAAUGGAAUAGAGAUGAAAUUGUUAAUGUCGAGUUGGUAACCUCGACAACCAGAUGGGGAAUUAGUUCACCUGAGCUAUUUGACGAAGGAGGUAUAGUGAGAGAGUUGCGGCCACGUCGAUCUUGCAAGUCUGUUGAUAUCGCGUUCCUUCCAGCAAUGCAUAACGCUACGAAUGCUAUAAGAUAUUGUAUAGUGGCACGGGAGAGUCCAAGCAAAGAAAACAUCUGUGUGUCCACAAGGAGAACAAAAGCGCAAUGUGUAAAUCACAUGCAAAGAACACCCGCAAGAGUGAUAGUCAAGAAGGUGACAGGAUUGAAGCCAGGAAGGAAAUAUGCUAUUCAAGUUACAGCAUCAAAUAAAGGAUCUUCGGUUCCGUACAAUAACCUAUAUGUGGACACCAACGCGUCUUGUAAAGAAGACUAAAGUAUCAACCACAAUUGACAUAGUUAAACAGUAUUAUAUUUUGCUAUAAAAGAGUUUUUUUUAUUAAAUUACAAAUUCAGCAAACUCCAAUGAUUGUAAUAAAACCUUUUUUUGCUGCUAGGUAAAAACUAAAGGUAUUAAAACUUAUGACAAUUAGAUUAAGAUAUAAAUGAGUCGCCUGUAUAAUUAUUUUUUUAUCUUUAAGUAAUUAGAUGUAUGAUAUUUUGUAAAUAUAGUAUAAAGUAAAAAAAUACUAUAACCAUGUAAUUGAAUUGGAACAAAAUAUUUUUUUUAUUGAAGAAUGUUCCACGCAUUAUGAUCCGUACUGCUCUGUGUGUAGAACUUGAGAAUUUUAAUAAAGCUAUUUUUUUUAAAUAAUCAAAAAUAUUCAAUACGUUGGUCCUGUGAAGUUUGGUAAUUCUUUAUGUUACGAAUACAUAAAUUUCAGUUUUUUUUUGUAAAAAAUUAGAACGAUAUCUUUAACAUGUAUUUAAUUUAGCAUUUUGUAUUUAUUUUUUUAAUUUGCCGGUAAUUUUCUGAAUCCUUUAAUGUGAAUAAUGGGUUCUUUUUUUUAUUAUUUUUAUUGUAUAGUUAGAGUUAAAAUUAUAUCAACAUUUUGAAACAAUUUUGGUUCUUAGCUUAAAACAUACACAUACCCAUAGUGGCAUUUAUAUAUUAGAAUUAAAAUAACUGCAUUCGCAAGUUCCUAUUACUUUAAUUGAGUUUAAUUUUUAGAGAGUUUUAAUAAAG
Papilio xuthus (Asian swallowtail) is the source of this 2966-nucleotide messenger RNA. RefSeq lists its product as uncharacterized. The coding region runs from base 489 to 2216 and encodes 575 amino acids. The record is from RefSeq and is a predicted model, not a curated record. Gene Ontology annotation, molecular function: protein binding. Lineage: Eukaryota; Metazoa; Arthropoda; Insecta; Lepidoptera; Papilionidae. The transcript is spliced from 13 exons.